CCAGAGUUGAACGAGGUAGCAGCAGUGCCUGAAAACACACUUCAUAUUUUCCCUCAUGUACAUUCCUCUCAUCGCCUUCAGGCUUCUUCAGCAAACUAACAGCUGCAGAGGAACUGAUCUGAGAGCGCAGUGCUUUUAUGUUUAAGGUGCCUGAGCGACAUAGCCUCUGGUGUCACCGGAGCAAAAUCCUGAUCUGCUGUUUCCCUGAGCACCAGUGGGUACCCAAAGAGAUCUGCAGGCAGGGCUCGGACUCAAUACAAAUCGGGCGAUGGAUGUGCUUUGAAAGUGUGACAGUGUGUUGAUGGGAGGUUGAGCACAGGGAUGUGAGCGCACCAGUAAAGAUGACCCUGCUGGCGGGUGAUGGCUCUGACUAUGACUACAGUGCCCUGAGCUGUGCCUCUGAUAACUCCCUCAACCCUCCCCUCCAACAAGAGAAGGAGGCUCACAAGGGAGCCUUCUAUAAAAGGGCGCAGCCUGCCCCUGAGCUCAGCACCAUCCACGAUAACACACUCCUGUCCAGUGCCCGUAAACUCCAUGCCAUUAUCAACGUGGGUGGCCUGCGUUACCAGCUGCCUUGGACCACCUUAGAGGACUUCCCCUUGUCUCGUCUGGGCCAGCUGCACCUCUGCAGCAGCUUCGAUGAGAUUAUGCGCAUCUGUGACGACUAUGAUGUCACACACAACGAGUUCUUCUUUGACCGCAGCCCCUGCGCCUUCCGUAACAUCCUGACCUUUCUGCGGGCGGGCAAACUGCGGUCCCUCAGGGAGAUGUGCGCCCUCUCCUUCAGAGAGGAGCUGCUAUACUGGGGGGUUCCAGAGGAGAGCCUGGAGUGGUGCUGUCGCAGGCGUCUGCUGCAGCGCAUGGAGGAGUUUGAAGCCAUGGAGAGAGCAGAGGAGGAGGAAGAACUCCUGGAGGAUCUGCUGGAUUCAGACAGUGGCCAAAGGGGACGCGUGGCUGACUCUAGACUCAGUCGGUGCAUGGCUAAGCUGAGGGACAUGGUGGAGAGGCCUCACUCUGGCCUCCCAGGGAAGAUCUUUGCUUGUUUGUCCGUGCUGUUUGUCACCAUCACUGCCAUCAACUUAUCCAUCAGCACCAUGCCGGCCAUGAGGGAGGAGGAGGAGUCGGGGACCUGUUCCCAGAUGUGCUAUAAUAUCUUCAUUGUGGAGACUGUGUGUGUAGCCUGGUUCUCCCUGGAGUUCACCCUGCGCUUCAUCCAAGAUCGCAGCAAGCUGACUUUCCUCAGACAGCCCCUGAACCUGAUUGAUGUGGUAGCAAUCCUGCCGUACUACAUCACACUAGUGGUGGACAGCACUUCCAAAGGAGAGAAGAGGCUGGGCUCAGGCAACACCUACUUGGACAAAGUGGGCUUGGUGCUGCGUGUGCUGAGGGCCCUGCGUAUCCUCUAUGUGAUGCGGUUAGCUCGCCAUUCCCUGGGCCUGCAAACUCUAGGCCUGACAGCACGCCGCUGCACACGGGAGUUUGGACUGCUACUCCUUUUCCUGUGUGUGGCGAUCGCACUAUACUCCCCCCUGCUGUACUUGAUUGAGAAUGAAAUGGCCACCACACAGGAAUUCACAAGCAUCCCUGCUACCUACUGGUGGGCUGUCAUCACCAUGACAACAGUGGGCUAUGGGGAUAUGGUGCCAAGGAGCAUCCCAGGUCAGGUGGUGGCUCUGAGCAGCAUCCUAAGUGGCAUCCUUCUCAUGGCCUUUCCCGUCACCUCCAUCUUCCACACAUUCUCACGCUCCUACGUGGAGCUGAAGCAGGAGCAGCAGAGGCUCCUGCAGAGGAGGACACACUUUCUGCUGCGGAGCCGCAUGGCCGGGCUAGGCAGCAACCUGUCCUUAGAGAGUGACAUGCUCUUUCCUAUAGGGUCGUCUGACACGAGAGAAAUGGAUGACUGAGACUGCAGGACAACUGAGGACAUGAGAGAGCGGGUCUAGAAUAGAAACCAAGGAUGAAGGAGGUAACGCAUGGGAUUGAAUGUGUAACCAAGACAGGAAGAGAGGCUGACAUUUGAUGGAUUGGCUGGUUGAAAGGGGCGUCAAAAGUGAGACACAGAAGAGACAGAGAUUAUUUUUUCUUCCCAAAAAUGCAGCUUGAUUUGUAGCAGUAUACACUUAAAGAAAAUGAUGAAGAGAUGAGAGAAAAAAUAAGAACAGCAAAAAAGGAUCUCUUUAUUGAACGCAUAUAAGAGCAAACAUAAAUCCAGCUGACAAAAAAGAUAAAAUACGCAUAAACCUCGAGCUUACCAGUGACCUGUAGUGUUAAAACAGUCAUAUUCUAAAACAUGUGUUUAUGAACAGAAGACAUGCCUGAAGAGCACAGUCACAGCUUCACAUCAUUCAACAGCAUUGUGAUGUUUCUUUAUCUCUGGUUUCAGUGGAUUUGGUGAUGUUGUGUGCUCUCGGGACAGUGCCAGUUAACUGAAGAUGCUGUUUGCUUUUGUUAAGUCCCAAAGGUAUAAAUUUCUUUCCCAACUAAAAUUUGACCCUUGAUCAACUCAUUAUUUUCUAACUGCUUUGAAACCAUUCAAACUUAUGUCGGGGUUCCUUAAUAAUACUGUGGCACAGCCAGCAUCUACACAUUACUUAUGAUGUCCUAACUGUCCUUCUUCUACACUUUGGGGUUCAUAUGCAAUUUUUGAACACGUUCUGGAAAUAGCAUUAUUGUUCUUGUAAUUACUGCAUUUGCUGUGCAUAGCUGUUUAUAAACUAUA
Molecule: messenger RNA, 2719 nt
Organism: Oreochromis aureus
Lineage: Eukaryota; Metazoa; Chordata; Actinopteri; Cichliformes; Cichlidae
Gene: kcng1
Product: potassium voltage-gated channel, subfamily G, member 1
Exons: 4
Coding region: 342-1904 (520 amino acids)
Biological process (GO): protein homooligomerization; potassium ion transmembrane transport; regulation of delayed rectifier potassium channel activity
Cellular component (GO): membrane; voltage-gated potassium channel complex
Molecular function (GO): delayed rectifier potassium channel activity
Source: RefSeq, a predicted model, not a curated record